AUGAGCUUUGACGAUCAUGAAGCAGCUGUUAGUGUGCUGGGAAGAUACUUUUGUGCCUACACUCUCACUUAUACCCCUUCUAUUUCUCCAAUACUAGUUCUUGGUAGUCCAUUCCAUUACUCACCAGCUGAAGAUGGAACUCUUAUUGCACCGGAUCUUGCUGCCCUGGCCUGCCACCUGGCGACACUUUGGCGGCAAGGCGUUCAAAGGCAGAAGUUGAAAUUUGGUACCGUGAAUAAAGAUGGCUCCCCUAUUGGUGUUACUGGUUGUAAUGGUCUGAACAGCCAUAUAAUCACGAUUCCCGUUAGCGACAUAUUUUACGAUCCUCCAGUUCCUGCAAUUGGAUACACGCCACUGCCUCCUCCUCCCCCAGCAUUGAUGACCGCUGUUUUUAGAAUCGAUUUAUGUGACGUUCAGCAGAUGGUUUUAAUGUAUCAACAAAAGUAA
Diversispora eburnea is the source of this 447-nucleotide messenger RNA. The record is from the annotation of a GenBank genome assembly. Lineage: Eukaryota; Fungi; Glomeromycota; Glomeromycetes; Diversisporales; Diversisporaceae.